UGUUUGCGAGUUGUGAGGAGGCUCUGACACCUGUCUGGGAUGCCCAGAGAAUGGACUACAUGGAUGAUAAGAGUCAGUCUGUAAGACAUGCAGAUGAACGCUUAUGGACAGGGUGUGUGGUGCUGUUCCUGCGCUGUUGUGAUCCUUCAGCUGACCUGCUUGCCCUCUACAAAGACCAAAGAGGGAAAUUCAGUGUGUUUAAAGUCAUCAAACUCACUCUUACAGAUGCUGUGGGCGGGUUGGAGGGUUAUGAGAUCCUAAAGCUGCAUGAUGCUGACCCUUUCCUGGGGGUGGAGCUGAAGUUCAUGGCAACAGGUCCCUGUAGACAGUUCCUGGAGAGUUAUGCAUGUGGCUCACUCCGUCAGUCUUUAACCCAGCAUGCAUCGCGCCUACUCAUUCUCCCAGAAGAUGUUACCUUGGAAACCCAGCUAAAGGCAGGAACACAAAUUCUGGACCAGUGCCUGCAAGAUACAGAGCUCUGUCUAGGGCAUAUACACCAAUCACAGCCAGUGCGUUUGCGAGAUGAUGAGAUCACUCAGCUUGAGCAACAGCUUCACAGCAGCUAUGCCCCUUCCAGCUGUCCACCACAGGAAGUACCAAGGAAUUGUUUCCUGUUUCAGAAAAGGCCAUUUGAUGAUAGGCCACUGACCCCUGCCGACCAACAACGAUUCGCUGCUCACGUGGGACGGGACUGGAAGCGAGUGGGGCGGGCCUUACAGAAGAACUGCCGCGCCUUAAAAGGGCCAGCAAUAGACAAUCUGGCCUAUGAGUACGAGAGGGAGGGGCUUUACGAACAGGCCUAUCAACUGAUGGGACGCUUUAUCCAAGCAGAGGGGCGGAGCGCUAAACUGAGCCGACUGAUCAGCGCACUGGAAGAGAGCAAACUCACCCACUUAGCCGAAAUCAUGCUAGGCAUCCAGCCAAAAGAGUGAGCAACUGUGUUUGCAUGUACAUGUGCCAAAAGUCAGAUCUGUUCAAUUUUACAAAUGUAACGCAUCUUUCAUAUUCGCUUAUUUUCACACGGCUUUAUUAAGUGUUUAGUACUCUUCCUCCCUCCCUCCGUCCCUCUCUCUCUCUCUCUCUCUCUCUGUCUAUCUCUCUGUCCAUUGAAGUGAAUUUCAUAAAGGACACUGUUGUAGUGGUGUAUUUCGCACUCAGAAUAAACAUUUGAAUACAUAGUAUUUUUU
This is a messenger RNA of Chanos chanos (milkfish), 1187 nucleotides long. RefSeq names its product tnfrsf1a-associated via death domain (gene tradd). The record is from RefSeq and is a predicted model, not a curated record. Gene Ontology annotation, cellular component: tumor necrosis factor receptor superfamily complex. NCBI's taxonomy places the organism in Eukaryota, Metazoa, Chordata, Actinopteri, Gonorynchiformes, Chanidae. Gene Ontology annotation, molecular function: transmembrane receptor protein tyrosine kinase adaptor activity. Bases 51 to 932 code for a protein of 293 amino acids. Gene Ontology annotation, biological process: positive regulation of canonical NF-kappaB signal transduction; extrinsic apoptotic signaling pathway. The transcript is spliced from 6 exons.